AUGCUGAAAAGACCUGACCAGAGUGAGAGAUGUUUAGCUACCAGACAGCUUGGCAACCGCAGGUGCUUUGCGCACCCAGUCCAGCAGCCCACUCUCAGCAACAUCAACAAGCCAUCUCGCCAGCGCACCUCGUGGGAAAGAAUACGUAUAACCCUUCUGCCCAACAUAUCCCACGAACGGCUUUCCAUCUUCCCUGUCCUUCAACCAGCUUUCCUUAUCAGACUCUCCAGGAUGCCUGAGAUGCGGAAUAUGGUCCAAUCGAGGGAAGAGGGAGUCCUUAUAGAAGUCGGGGAUAGAAAAGUUAGUCAUUUAACUGUCUCGGAGUCGGUGGACGACACGACACCGGUUUCUUGGCCCAGCAGCAUUUACAGUGAUAUCUCAUUAAACAGUGACAAUCGUGCGCAUGAGAUACACAAUACCCUCGACCUACCACUACGCGCGACUCCCGAACAAUCCCUGUUCGGCGAUACUUUUCGCGAGACGCUUAACGUCAACCUCCAUGGCGAAGAGGACCUUCGUUUCCUCAUGACCUACAAGGACUACGUCUUUCCACUACUUCACCCCUUCUAUCACACUUCGUUCUUCGAAGGCGGCCAUAACUGGCUUCUGGUUGCUGCCUUUGGAAACCCCGAGUCAAGACAGUUGAUCGUGACCCUAGUUACGUACUUCUUCUCAGUCGUGCCCCUCGUUCCUGGCGCAGGAUAUACCUUGUGUUCGACCUUUGCCUGGGAGCAGGUUCAAAAGCAAUCGGAGCAAGCUUUCAAGGGAAUGCAGCAUAGAGUUGAGAUGCUUGGCGCCACCGCGAAUCUAUGGGAGAGAACACAUCUCUUUGGAGACAUCAUGCUGUUACUCGAGCUCGAGACCAUGACUCAGUAUUCCCAAGCAUGGAGACCUCAUCUCGAUGCAGCGAUAAUACUUUUUAAGAAAAUUCUCGACUCACCAGAAUUGAGGCAUGUUGUGUGGCGCGUAACAUUUGAUCCAACUGAGAUGUCAGCCGACCAAGCGAACAGAAUUGAUUGCUCAGGCGUCAACUUGUUUUCCUCAACACAAGUGGCCUUACGCUUUUUCGCUGCCAAGAUCAUUCUCGGCGACAUCGUAUCUAGCAGUGCACUCGAGCAAGUUCCACGUCUCAAUGACUACUACGAAAAGUUGAUGUCGGGUCAAGGUGAAGCCAGUCUGAACAUGAAAGAUGUGACCGGGUGCGAGAACUGGGUUUUUCUCAGCAUUGCGGACACAGUGGCUCUUGACGCCUGGAAGAAAGAGACGAAAAUGAAUGGGAAUUUUUCAUUCAUGACUUUGGUUCAAUGUGCAGGCAAGGUUCUUGAAAAACUCGAUCGAGUCCUGGCCAUGCUGAAUGCUGAAGAGAGCCGAGCGCAAAACGCCCACCAUCAGCAAGGUGAGAUUUUCGCAGAGCUUACUCUACUACGAAGCAUGCGUCCUCCACAGGACGCUUACUACACCAUUACGCGGAUAUGGGCCACCGCUGCCAGACUGUAUCUUAUCGUUGUACUCUUGGGCUGGAGCCCUGGAACGAGCGACGUUGGCGAACUCGUAUCUGAUAACCUGAAGCUACUGCAAGACUUGAAUAAACCAAGCUGGUUGAUGCCGUUGGCCAGGCCCUUCUGCGUUACAGGGUGUUUGGUGUCCGAAAGCCAGGAAUUGGUAGUGGAGAGCAUCUUUGACAGAACAAAGCCAUUGAGUAACGUGGGUGGCUUGACUGAGGCUAUGAAGAUCGUUCGAGAAACGUGGAAACGGCGAGGGGUGUUGAAUCAGGAGUGGGACAUGGCGGCUUGUUUUAGGAGUUUGGACGAUAUUCCGUUGUUGGUUUGA
Fusarium oxysporum Fo47 is the source of this 1830-nucleotide messenger RNA. RefSeq names its product transcription factor domain-containing protein. Lineage: Eukaryota; Fungi; Ascomycota; Sordariomycetes; Hypocreales; Nectriaceae. The coding region runs from base 1 to 1830 and encodes 609 amino acids. The transcript is spliced from 3 exons. The record is from RefSeq and is a predicted model, not a curated record.